This is a messenger RNA of Phragmites australis (common reed), 2030 nucleotides long. RefSeq lists its product as uncharacterized. The record is from RefSeq and is a predicted model, not a curated record. The transcript has 5 exons. Lineage: Eukaryota; Viridiplantae; Streptophyta; Magnoliopsida; Poales; Poaceae. Bases 497 to 1777 code for a protein of 426 amino acids.
CUCUUGGAAGUGACUAUUUGACUACUUGGAGCUGCAGAUUUUUUCACUGCAGAUUUCAAUGUAAAGAUCCUUUGAUUAAAGUGUGACCAAUGCUUGGAAGAAUGUGAGUUCGAAAUGCAACUGCAAAUUGCAAAUUCAUUUUACAGUGAGCCAUAACCUUAAGUGGGAUGGUAUAUUCAAGAAAGUAAAUUACUAGUGCCACGAACACCAAAUUAGUUAUCUUAUUUGUAUUAGAAUGUCCCAGUUGGCCAGUUCUUUAUAAUCAUUGAAAGCAUGACCUGUGAUAUGCAAUGGACAGCAAGAUCUUAACUCUUAAUUUUGGUAUCGGCGAACCGAGCAAUAGCUUGGUUGGUAGAGCCUCCAAUUGAGAGGCUGCCCACCCAGGCUCGAACCUGGGUGCUCGCAGGUCGUGUGAGUACCUGUGUAAAAGGUUCUCUCUCUUAAGACAAAGCCAGGGGGACGUCUUCUCCCCGUGGCUGAUGUAGUUGCAAGCUUUAUGCUCCAAAAGACAGUUUCUGAGUUGAGUGAACGUAUAUCUAAGCUUGAAUUCGAUAUAUACGAGGAAGUCGGCAUUCCUAACUCUACUGUGGCUGUAACUUUUUCACAACCGUUAAGUGCAUCAAACUGGACAAAUGUGAUCUUCAGCAUUGUGCCUUAUCCAAAAUACUCAACUAUAUCAUCAACAUGGUUGAGCAUUCUUAGGGCUUCUUUUAUGUCCUUGGUUGUAGAGCAGUCAACACUCCACCUGACCGAGUCACUGUUUGGGACCUCAUCAAAUUUUGAGGUGCUUAAGUUCCCUGGAGGAAUUACCAUUAUCCCUCCACAGGCUGCUUUUCUUCUACAGAAACCUUAUGCAUCUUUCAACUUCACUCUGAAUUUCCCAAUCGACAAAGUACAAGAGAAAACAAAUGAGUUGAAAGACCAAAUGAAGACAGGACUACAUCUCAAUCCCUAUGAGAACCUCUACAUCAAAUUGACGAAUUCGCAAGGUUCAACAAUUGCUCCUCCAACAAUUGUUCAGGCCGCCAUUGUUCUUGAAGUCGGGAAUCACCAGCCAUCCCUUCCAAGGAUGAAGCAAUUGGCCCAAACAAUUGCUAAUUCAUCCUCAGGAAACUUAGGGCUGAAUCACACUGUAUUUGGCAGAGUAAAGCAAAUAAGCCUUUCGUCUUAUCUUAGUCAUUCUUUGCACGGUGGGGGUGGUACUGAUGCACCAGGUCCAGCACCUAUGCCCCAUCAAGAUCAUCAUCACUACCGUCACCAUUAUCACCACCACAGCCACCACCAUCACCACCACAGUCACAACAAAAAGAGGCAUUUUGCUCCAUCUCCUGCUCCUGUACAUUGCCCUGUCCGACAGCCCAAAUAUAGAUCUCCAUCCCCAUUUUGUUGUCAAUAUGGAUACGCCAACAUGCCAAAGAAUAAAGCUCCUGUAGCCCCAGCGGCUGAGCCAGUAGCUAGUAGUAACCAUCAUUAUGCUUCACCUGUCACCACGCCUCGUGCAGUUCCACCAUCAUCUAUUAGUCCACCACCACCCAUUCGUCGUCACUCUCCAAAUAAUCCCAAUAAACACUAUAGGUCCCCUGCUCCAACUCCAGCACUUCCAAGGCCCCCUUUGCAUGCAGUACCUCUCCCUCAUACACAUCAUCCUGCUCAAAUGCUAGCUGUGGCCCCUGCUCCUCACUCAUCAUGUGCCAGCCGAAGGCAUCCUUGCCAAUGGGCCCUGCCGCUCCUGAUGUGUAUGCUAAUGGGUCUGCCACGAAUGGAGGAUCGAAUCUGAAAGUAGUCCAGAACAACGCUGUUUUAAGACGGUCAUAGGCGCAGAAUAACGCACCCAAGCUGGAGGUGAUGUUGUAUACUUAGGAUGUGUGAAUAUGGCUGGAGGGUAUAAGGCAAACGGGCAUCUGUGUAUAUGUAGUGGUCAAAGCCAGAUGCGGCAGGCCCUUGUGUUGCACAUGUUUUGCCCUGUGUUUGCCGUGUAACGGUGCUCAAAACACAAGAUGGAAUCCAGUAUAGACGCUUAUACUGUUUUA